CUUACCAUUAAUGGCAAAUACAGAAGUGGAAUAUGUUACGUACAUACAGUAAUUUCAGUCACAAUAGAAACUACAACCAUUAUCACUGGAUGGUUCCUGGCAGUGAUGGGCAUUGUUCGUAUAAGCUGAGACUGAAGCAUCGUUCUUUAACCUUCAUGGAUGAGGUGCGCAGUGACAGGAGGGAGGGAGGUAAACGUGGACGUAAACCUGGAAGGAAGGCUGCUGACAAAGUUGAUAUGAAGGCAAAACUUGAGCGAAGCAGGCAAAGUGCACGUGAAUGUCGAGCAAGGAAGAAAUUACGCUAUCAGUAUCUUGAGGAACUGGUAACUGACCGAGAGAAAGCUGUUAUAGCUUUGCGUAAGGAAUUGGAGAAGUAUCGGUCUUGGGGUCGAGAAAUAGAUGAGGGUAGAGUGCCUGAAGGGAUCCCAGCUAUGCUGGAAGAGCUUGGAGCAAUCAAGCAGGAGAAGUAACAAGAUUAGACUGAUGGCCCGUUUCAGCUUAUAUGAAUUCCAGGUUCAGUUUGUUCUACCAGGAUCUCUUUUUCCUUUGGACCUAUACCAAAGGGCCUGCUUCGGCACUCGUCCUUCCAUCCUUUCCUCAUGUUCAAACCAAUCUUUUCUGUGUCUUCUGGUUGAAAUAAUAUGUAUCAAAAUAUGUUUUUUUCUAAUCAAAUCGCUCGAUGCACACAUUUUAUUUUAUACGUAGUAAUGGUACCCCAUAUUCUAAUUUAAAUGUGUGGUCCCAGGUCUUCCUUGAGAAGUUUACAGUUACUCUGCUGGUCAAAAAGUCCCCCCACUGUCAUCAAACCCAGAAGUUUAUUACCACGUUUAUAAGAGCCCACUAUUAGGCCCUCCCCUCAGCUUGCUGAAUCCAGUCCACUCUCUCCUUCCCUGUUUAUUUUAGGUCUGUUUUAAUAUUGUCCUUCUGUCUAUGGCUAUGUCUCUCAAGUGGUCUCUUCCCUUAUUGUUUCCACAGUAAAAUUUUGUAUGCAUUUCUCAUUUAUCAAACUAUCGUUAAUUAUGCAUAUCCUCAUUUGGUGACAUUCUUCAUCUUCCAAUACAUGUAGGUACAGUCUUAUUGUGAAAACAGUACUUUAAAAAACAUACGUGAAACAUACUUUUAUGCG
Molecule: messenger RNA, 1126 nt
Organism: Zootermopsis nevadensis
Lineage: Eukaryota; Metazoa; Arthropoda; Insecta; Blattodea; Termopsidae
Source: RefSeq, a predicted model, not a curated record